Pyrgilauda ruficollis (rufous-necked snowfinch) is the source of this 5664-nucleotide messenger RNA. RefSeq names its product T-box transcription factor 5 (gene TBX5). Gene Ontology annotation, molecular function: DNA-binding transcription factor activity, RNA polymerase II-specific; RNA polymerase II cis-regulatory region sequence-specific DNA binding. The transcript has 9 exons. Gene Ontology annotation, biological process: positive regulation of DNA-templated transcription; cardiac left ventricle formation; cell fate specification. Gene Ontology annotation, cellular component: nucleus. The record is from RefSeq and is a predicted model, not a curated record. Bases 3682 to 5241 code for a protein of 519 amino acids. NCBI's taxonomy places the organism in Eukaryota, Metazoa, Chordata, Aves, Passeriformes, Passeridae.
CAAUUAAGAGGCGGAGGGAGCGCGAUCUUGAUUGCUCCUGCUCGUUCUGCUCGCUUCGGAGGUGGGGAAGGGGAGGGGGAGACGGGACGACGGGAGGGAAUUGAUUUUAGAUUUCUCUUUUAUGUCGGGUCUGGUUUCUGGUGAUUAAAUUUCUCUCUUCUGUGGACUGAACCUCGGGAUAACUGAUUAAUAACAUGCCACUUGGCGCCAACACGGGGUCUCGAGGCCUUUAAUCGGCAAGAUGCACAAGAGAACAGAGAGAAACACAGAGCAGGACAAAACUCCACCGACUAUUUCAGCCUGCUGCUCUCUGCCUCGGCGGAUUUUUUUUUUCCCUCCCCCUCAUCUUUUCAGUAUUUCCUGCUAAACUCGUAAACUUUAUUUGAUUUACAGCUAUUUCAUGAACCUGCUUAAACUAACAUGUGUUCCGUCUUGUCCGACUGAAUCAUAAAAACAAUCUUGGAUCCAAACGAGAUUUUUUUUUUUUUUAAAGGAAGAAACGAGUUAUUAAUGACAGAAAAUAGACAUUGUCUUGAACGGCGGCUCCUCGGGCCCCCGCAGUGCGGAGGUUGGUGGCUCCUGUGCCCGCAGCCUGCGGGGGGACCCGGGCUCGGCUCCGCAGGUCCCACCCGGGCUCCGGGGGAGCUUUUUUUGCGCAGAGAUUGGAGCGCUCCUUUCCCCUCUACAGAAUUUUUCGCUGGAAAUGAACGAUUUUCAAGCCAAAAUGAGCUGGUAAAAGCAUUAACCCGCGGCCCCUGCGGUGGCAGCCUGGCAGACACACAAGGGGCAGGUAAACACGCCUGGCUGCCCCCCAGAAGUCCCAGGCAGGAACGAAACCAGUUCCAAAAAUUUUCUCCAGUGGGGUGAAAGCAGGAAUUUUUUUGUGCCCAAAACCACAGGACAGAGAAGCAGGUAUCAACAGGAACUGUUGAUAACCAUGGAACAGGUAUAAAUCUAUAGGAUUGGAUGGAUGGAAGCACACGCGGGCUUAUAAAAAAAAAAAUCAGAUUUACCACACCGAGUACUGACACCACCCAAAUAUUCAGCCCCGAUUCCCACCUCUGCUUGUGUGGAAAAGCUCUCCAGGGAAGAUACCUGCUACCCUCAGAAUUAACUCCCUGACACUUCGGGAAGCAGGAUAGGGCAUCCCACUGCUCCCAGAUAUCGCUGAUGACCCGCGGGGCUCUGCCCCUCCAAAACCGAUUUCUCUGCUGCGCUCGGGUAGCUCAGGGCCCUGAAGCUGCAGUUUGGGACCUCACCCAGCCCUGGAACAAGAGAGGAAAUGCUAAUUUUUUUUUUUCUUUUCUAUUCCUCCUGUGAUCAUUUUUUUGGUAUUUAACGUUUUCUGAACACGCACACAAAAGAAAUCUCAAUAGCUCUUUGGGUUAUUGAUAUAAUCUGUAUUUUUCCCGCAGAGAUAAAAAUGGAUUUUAGGAUGCUCGUGAUACCGGUCCAAGGCCGAGCCCACAGCCACCCCCCGCCUCUCUGGGAGCGUCUCCCGCUCCCGAAAUUCGUGGAUAGCCGGGAAUACAAAGGAUAAUGUGGAUAUCCAGAGCGGCCGCGCUGCGCUGUCGUUCGGCGUUAUUUAGGGCAGGGGAAGAAAAGCGACCGGGGGCGAGAAAAGGGGGGGGGAAACAGAAAAUGGGGAAGAAAAGAGGCGAGAGGGCUUGGAAAGGAGAAAAGAGGGAAAGAAAAAUGAGUUGGAGAGAAAGGGAGGAAGAAAUUCGGCCGGGAUGAGGGAACUGGGGAUGCCCGGGGGUUCCCCCCGCCCAGGGCUGCUCUCCCCGGGAGAGCGAGGGAAGGAAAAACAUUCACAGGUGAUGCUUUGAGGCUUUUUAUCAGACACAGAAAAGAUUCAAACCCUGCGGGAUCGGGCUCCUUUUGCCACCCCCGCUCGCCCUCCAAGGUCAGGGCAGGAUCGCUCUCAGGGAGAGGCACGGGGCGCUGAGGAUUUCCCCUUUUUUGCCCCCAUUUCGUUUCUGCCCAGGCAGCGAAGAGAGCGAAGGCCUUAUCAGCUUUUAUUUUCUCCUCGGGGCCGAGAUGAGGCCCUGACUGACGCCCUGGUUGGGCAGAGCAGAUCAGCCCGGCCGUGCCCGCGGGGGGAAUGGAGCGGGGAUGCCCCGUGCCAAAAAAUCCCCCACGGCAAUGGGCACGAAGAGAAAUGCAGCACAAUUCCCUCUUUUCCUGAGCAACACUGGGGAAAAACUGGGGAGGGGGUGGUGGACCCCUGUCUCCCCGGAGUCCCCUCCCUGAGAGAUGUCUUUUGGAGGGAUCGGGGAGAAGAGAAUGGAUCCCUUCUGCUCCAUUGGGGAUUAAUUUGGGGAUCCUCACGCACUGCUUGGCAUCCAGGAGGAAAAGGGAUCUUCACCCCACGCGUGGGAGGUGCGGAAGGGCAGCGCUGUGCCCGCGCCUCGCCAAGCCCUGCCUCUGCCCGGCUCCUUCUUUUUCAUUUUCGUCACCGUUCCAAAGCCUGCAGCUCGCCUGGGAAAUUAAUGGGCUCAGGGAGGGGAAAAGGGUUUUAAUUGCAAUUUUUUUUUUCUUAAGGUAGCCAGAAGGGCGGGAAAAAAACCCCAACAAACUAACAAAAGCCAAAUCCAAAACAACCGAAACCACAAACUGUAAAAGAAAAAUGCUAUUCACCUGUAAUGCAAAAAAGGAAAAAAAAAUUUAAAAAAAAAAGAAAAGAAAAAGAAAAAAGCUCGAGCCAGGUAUCUACCCCCGAAGGCUCGUCUGAAGCAAUUCUCCAGCAAUAAAUACAGGAUUUUGUAAUGGAAAUAAUGACACCACAGAACUGUAUUGGUGGGACUUUCAUACAAAUAUUUUGUUGAUACCAACUCUCAGAUCAGUGCAGUCAGUCCCUGCCCCCACGACUGAGGGGAAAGAAAAUAGGAAACAAUUGGGAGGAAAAACCCAACACAUAUUAAAAAAAAAAAUACAAACCAAUAAGUGAAUGGACAAAAAUGCUUCCAGAGAGGAGGAUUAUUUUAAACACUUGUUUGCUCCCAGGUGCGUAUUUCGCCAAAGCGAAAAGCGGCCAACAAAAGGAAAAUAAAAGCAAAAAGAGAACUGGUCCGAGAGGGGAAGUAAAUUAUCUAAAAAUGGAAAGGAAAAAUAAUAAUCCCUGCUAGGAGGGAGCUGAUUUUCUCUGAAAAUAUGGCAAGGAGGAAAAAAAAAAGCGUCGGGAAGCCACAAGCGCUGAUGUCUCUGUAUUUCAUAAGCCGGGCGGCCGCGCUGCCCCGUCCUGGGCAGGACGAGGAGCCGCGAAAGAAAAGCAAAAGCCUCUUCGAUUUGGUUAAGCCGACCCAAAAAGUGAUUUUAAAGGGGUGUGGAGGGCGGGCGGGGGGAGAGUGAGUUCACGCUCGGCACUAUUUCUUACUGCUGACACCUCGACCCCACUGCGAGCCAGCACCCCGGCCAUCCCCCUCCCUGCAGCUGCCCGGGAAUUCCCGCAAGGAGAAAGCUCCGGGCCAGGGACACCCUGCAGGGGCCGUGCGGGGCUCCGGCAUGCGGGGCUCCCCAGCCGGGGCUCCCCGCCGCCCGGGGCUGCCCGGGCCGGGUCCUGCGCGCCCCAGGAGCUAAAAAACCGGGAGGGAGCCCGGCAGGGCUGCGCGGAACUCGGGGGGACAGGCACGGAGCAGCCACCCCCACGGAGUGGGGGAUUCGGCGAAGGAAGCUCGUAACAUGGCGGAUGGCGAGGAAGGCUUCGGGCUGCCCAGCACGCCGGCGGAUCCGGAGGCCAAGGAGCUGCAGGCCGAAGGCAAGCAGGACACGCAGCUGGGGGCCAGCAGCAAGUCGCCCACCUCACCGCAAGCAGCCUUCACCCAGCAGGGCAUGGAGGGCAUCAAGGUGUUUUUGCACGAACGCGAGCUGUGGCUGAAGUUCCACGAGGUGGGCACGGAGAUGAUCAUAACAAAGGCCGGGAGGCGAAUGUUCCCCAGUUACAAAGUGAAGGUCACUGGACUCAAUCCAAAGACGAAGUACAUCCUGUUGAUGGAUAUUGUACCGGCGGAUGACCACAGAUACAAAUUCGCGGAUAAUAAAUGGUCGGUGACAGGCAAGGCAGAGCCGGCCAUGCCCGGCAGGCUGUACGUGCACCCCGAUUCCCCCGCUACCGGAGCGCACUGGAUGAGGCAGCUGGUUUCCUUCCAGAAGCUCAAACUCACCAACAACCACCUGGAUCCCUUCGGACAUAUCAUCCUGAACUCCAUGCACAAAUACCAGCCCCGGCUCCACAUCGUGAAAGCGGACGAGAACAACGGUUUCGGCUCCAAGAACACCGCCUUCUGCACCCACGUCUUCCCGGAGACCGCCUUCAUCGCCGUCACCUCCUACCAAAACCACAAGAUCACCCAGCUGAAGAUUGAGAACAACCCCUUUGCCAAAGGCUUCCGUGGCAGCGACGACAUGGAGCUCCACAGGAUGUCCAGGAUGCAGAGUAAAGAGUACCCAGUUGUUCCCAGGAGCACAGUGAGACAAAAAGUGUCCUCGAAUCACAGCCCCUUCAGCGGCGAGACCAGGGUCCUUUCUGCCUCCUCCAACCUGGGCUCCCAGUACCAGUGUGAGAACGGGGUGUCCAGCACCUCCCAGGACCUGCUGCCUCCUGCCAACCCCUACCCCAUCUCCCAGGAGCACGGCCAGAUCUACCACUGCACCAAGAGAAAAGAUGAGGAAUGUUCCACCACCGAGCAUCCCUACAAGAAGCCCUACAUGGAAACCUCUCCAGCAGAGGAGGACCCUUUCUACAGGUCCAGUUACCCGCAGCAGCAGGGACUGAACACGUCGUACAGGACUGAGUCGGCGCAGCGCCAGGCCUGCAUGUACGCCAGCUCGGCGCCGCCCACGGAGCCCGUGCCCAGCCUGGAGGACAUCAGCUGUAACACGUGGCCCAGCGUGCCCUCGUACAGCAGUUGCACAGUGUCUGCCAUGCAGCCCAUGGACAGGUUACCCUACCAGCAUUUCUCUGCCCACUUCACCUCGGGGCCGCUCAUGCCCCGCCUGGGCAGCGUGGCCAACCACACAUCGCCCCAAAUCGCAGACACCCACAGCAUGUUCCAGCACCAAAGCUCUCACCAGCCCAUCGUGAGGCAGUGUGGACCUCAAACGGGCAUCCAGUCCCCUCCCAGCAGCCUCCAGCCAGCGGAAUUCCUGUAUUCCCAUGGUGUGCCUCGAACCCUGUCGCCCCACCAGUACCACUCGGUGCACGGCGUGGGGAUGGUGCCAGAGUGGAGUGAGAACAGCUAACCAGGGGGGCAGGGAAUGCCAGAGCCACGGGAAAAUCCCAGCAAACGGGAGAAGGAAAAGGAAAAGAAUCCCCCUGUUGAUAACAAAGCAUUUUGCAAGACUCCUUGAAGUGAAUGUUCACCGCUAGCACUCGAGAGGGACGGACACUGACUGAAACCACGGCUGGAAGUCAUCGGCCUCGGUGUGACUUGCCCUGACCCCCCUUUUGUUUUCUUUGGUUUCAAAAGAAAAGCCAACAGCCCAGCACACUUCUGUCCCUCCACGGUCCCACCCAGUUUGUGUUGCUGCCACCACCCUCGUCCCCCUCCCCGUCCUUCUGCUCUUUUUGUUCUCCAAGGGACACCAAACUCCUGCUGCCUUUCUCACCACGGUCAGAAUGCUUGAACGAGAACAAUUAGGAUGUUACUCUUUUUUUUUUUUUUU